GCAUAGGGCAAGGUGAAGAGACUCCGACAACACUGCAUGUGCAACGUGCAGUGUGCACUGGACGUGCACUUCAGUGCACUCUCGACACGCCUCGCUUCAAUUGCCAUCGAACCCACUAAACUGAUCUAAUUACGCUAUGUGGAGGUUAGGAACUGUUUACUUGUCAAAUUCGCAGCGUCGGGAGGAAACGUAGGCGCAACAUGAGAUAGAUCUGAAGCGGAGUGACUAGACGUUCUCGUGGAAAUCAUGUUUUUCCCGGUAGGGUGGCCGCGGGUUCUGAAUUCCAGCGAGCCGAACAAGAUAAACGCCGUGGUCUGCAACAGGGACAAGAUUCUCUUUGCCGUUCUCACCACGGACGCUCUCACCAUCUGGUACUGCAAGCCAUGUGUGCCAAUUGUAUUCAGCAGACGAUCUACGGUUUCUUUGCAAAAACAUGGUGAGAAUGUCUUGGUACAAUGGAGACCAGACUCGAGUAUGCUGGUUAUUGCGACGUCGGACAGCUACCUGCUGUUCUACCGACUGUCAGACAGCAGUCCAGAAGGCCAUGGACUCUACGAGCAACGAGAUUCACCGGUUACCAGUUUAAAGCGGGAUAGUGCGGAAUUGUUCAUUAAAGAAAUCAUUCCAUCGCUUGUUCUAAAUUUCGAAAAGUCAGCUUGGAUCGAUGGUGGAAUCAGUUCAUUAGUUUGUAUACGAGACGAGCUUAUGGUAGCGACGAAAACUAGCCACGUGGUGCGUCACAAAUGGGACGGCACCAUGAAUCGUGAUUAUUCCUUGGACCUGCGACGUAUACCGUUCAGUAUUGAUCAGCAAAUCUCUACCGUGGCUGUGCCGCUUACAGAGAACAAUAUAUAUGUCACUGAUAUUGAAUAUUCGCCUCUCGUUGGAGGCUUCGCCAUUGUGCUCAGCAAUGGUAAAGCUGCAUUUCUUACUGCUCAAUCUUUGAAGUUUGACCCAAACCAAGUGCAAGGAAUUUGGGCACGGGAUUUGGACGAUGCUACUUGCGCUGCUGUUAAUCAUAAGUAUCGACUAAUCGCUGUCGGUAGACAAAACUCCGAAGGUGUCGUUUACUAUGUCGACGAAACGACAGGAGGCUUAGAGAUGUCGCACACUCUAAGUCUAUCCUCCAAAGAUUACCCUGGUCGACCAGGCAGUGUCAAGUGUCUCCGAUGGACACCCGACAGCUGCGCCAUCGCUCUAACCUGGGAGGGUGGUGGCCUGGCGCUGUGGAGCACUUUCGGUGCUUUGUUACUCUGUAGUUUAAAGUGGGACUACGGCCUACGAGUGGAUCUGACACACGAUAAUCCUUUGCACAUCCACACGAUGGAAUGGUCGGCGGAGGGUUAUCAGUUGUGGAUGCUGCGAGAAUCUCCAGGACCCUCGGUUACCGAGGAAAACGGCAACGAGACGUUUACCUUAAGUCGCUCUCUCAUUCAACUGGACUUUGCCAAAAGUCCGCUGACCAUCAACCCGUGCAUGGGCCAUCAUGGGCACCUGUAUCUUCAAGGCGAGGAUAGGCUGUAUCUGAACCUGGGCGCCGGGCUAUCGUCGACAGCCUCGGGCUUUCAUCUCGCUACUGAAGUGCCUAACGACAGCAUGCUUCAGACACUUGCCGGCUGCAAGCAGUGGCUCGUUGUGCCCAUCCCGACUGCGUAUAGCGGCUCUAAUUGGCCAAUUCGGUACACCGCAAUAGACAGCGAAGGUUUGAGUCUGGCAGUGGCGGGUCGGACGGGAUUAGCUCAUUACUCCCUGCCGUCGCGAAAGUGGAAGCUAUUCGGCAACGAGAGCCAGGAACGAGACUUCAUAGUGACCGGUGGCCUGCUGUGGCACAAGGGAUACCUCAUAGCUAGCAGUUAUUCUAUUCUAGACGAUAAAGACGAGAUCAGGAUUUACCCACGUGACACUCGACUCGAUAAUAAUUACGUGAGGAGUAUUAAAAUGCCGUCGCAAGUGUUGCUACUAAACACGAUGAAGGAUAGACUCUUGACCUUCUGUGCCAAUGCUCAGAUUAGUAUUUACGACAUGGUGCUACAAAAUGAUGUUGAAGCCGGCGGUAUCGAGCUAACAAGAAUACAAACGGUAGACAUCAGCGGCCUGUGCAUACAUCCUGCUUGCGUGGUCAGCGCUACGUUGACCACGAUUCGCGCGGAAACUGCGGGCAGCCAUCCUCACCCCGAAAGCCUCCUGCUGAACGUUUCUGGACGUCUCUUGAUGGUGCAACGGGAGCAUUGUACCGACAAUACGGAAGUCUUGUUCACGUGCGGCGCGCCGACGGUAUUAGCCUCCUACGUGGAAAACGUCUGGGUACCGUCGCGCUCGAGAAGAGACAAACCGCACUUAACCGAGGCGCUGUGGCUGUUCUGUGGCGCUCACGGCAUGCGAGUCUGGUUGCCGCUGUUCCGUAACCAUCAGGAGAAGGCGCACGCUUUCAUGAGCAAGCGGAUAAUGUUACCCUUUCACCUGCGGAUUUAUCCGCUGGCGAUACUAUUUGAGGAUGCGAUUCUACUGGGCGCCGAGAACGAUACUGUGCUGUUCACCUCGGAUGCGAACUCUCCCUUCUCGCUGCCUUUCAAUCUGUUGGAGCUCACGAGCCAGGUGUACCUACAUCAGAUACUGCGACAGUUGAUACAUCGGAACUUGGGAUAUCACGCGUGGGAGAUAGCGCGCUCGUGCUCCGCACUGCCGUACUUCCCGCAUUCCCUAGAAUUGUUGCUGCACGAGGUUCUCGAGGAGGAAGCGACGAGCAAGGAUCCUAUCCCGGACGCCCAGUUACCGUCCAUCAUAGAGUUUAUCCGCGAAUUUCCCGGCGUGUGGGCCAGAGCCGUCGUGCAGUGCGCUCGGAAGACGGAGAUCGCACUCUGGCCGUAUCUAUUCUCCGUCGCCGGUCCACCGAAGAAGCUGUUACAAGAUUGCCUGCAGCGUCAGCAACUCGAUACCGCUGCCAGCUAUUUAAUUAUUUUACAAAAUCUGGAGCCGUCUUCCGUCAGCAGGCAGCACGCCACGUUAUUGUUGGACGCCGCGUUAGAGCAAGGUAGAUGGGAACUGUCGAGGGACCUUGUGAGAUUUCUUCGAGCAAUCGAUCCGAAUGACGUGGAAUCACCGCGCACAUCGUGGGGUGGCAGUGCGAAACUAGGUGGCCCUCCCCAGACGCCUCCUCUUUCUCCUCACGAAGACGACUUGUCCCUAGUUCUGGGCACUAUGCAAGUUUCGAGAAGCCGUAGUUACAGCACUACGAUUACGCCGAAAGUGCAAUCCGAGAAAGACGUUGCGCCGUCGUCUAUGCUCGAGAAAACCCGAAACGUUGUUAUGAGACGGAAGAAAUCCGUUCCGACAGUAAAGACCAGUGAAAAAACUGAGAACAAGGAAGGAUCAGCGGAAGAAUUUUUCAUUGACGUCAUCUUGCAACGUCACGCUCGACGAUUGCUCUCAGCUCGCCGCUUGACCGAUUUAGGUAGAUUUGCGGCACGUCUCGAUUUUCACUUAGUGACAUGGUUCGCUCGGGAACGCGACAGGGCAGCGAAAAUUGACGAUUACGUCGGUACUUUGAAGGCGGUCCACGAAGACUUCGCAUUUCCAUAUCCGACGCUCUCGUUGCCGACGCUGCAGAAGCUUCGGAGAUCCAGCCUCACGUCCCUGCACUCUGUAAUCCCGUCGGACGACGAGACUCUGUCGCCAAACCUGGCGAUCGAUUUACCUGACAGUGGUUACACUAGUCUUCCAAGUGGUAGACCACCGUACACUACGUUGGUCUCACCCGUCGCCAGCUUGGAAACCCAGUUUCCAACUGCAGAAGCCAAAUUAACGCCGAAUCUAAUAAACGAUGCCAACAGUGUUCUUAGCGAUACUAGUACGAUCUGGAGAGACGACGCGGAAUCGAUUGUUGGCUCCGUAUGCUGGGUCUCGCCGGAAUCGGUGGGACCUACGGAGGUCAAUCCGGCAUCGUCAACUUCUGCGCCAAUCGGCCGGGCAGAAGUGCAGCUCAGGUAUUUGCUGCAGCUGUUUCUUGAAGGCAGCUGUCUGGGAUGGGCCGCGGUGGUAGCUACUGUUCUUCGGGACGCGGCGGCCAUGGCUAGAACUAUCCGAACAGCGCACGCACCGAUGCAAACUUUCGAAUCUAUAAUCAAUCUAAGAGACGGCCUGCUUACGCUGACCAAAUGGUCCCACUCAGAAUGCUUAGGAUACCGCCCCUUCAUGUCCAACAUCCAAGGCCAGAUAUCACUGCUGAACAGAUUGGUGAUCACGAAGCAACAGCAGGAACAAGAACAAAUACCGGAGAGCCCUUCGCCGAGCCCGGCUCCGUCCGCUGGCAACAAUCAGCGCGCGUCUCUCUCUCGUUCGAGACACUCGUCGCUCAGUCACGCUUCCAACACGACUCCGCUCGAGGAAGAGCGCUCGCUCGAGUCACCGCUGACCGUCGAGGAGUCGGCGUUCCACGGAAGUUACAAUAAUAAUCUCAACGUCACGGAGGAAGCUGCUCCACAGAGCACUUGCGCAAUCUCUUAAAGAUGUCGGAUGAAACAAUAAUGGCUGUUUAUUUCGCUGUGGAUUUUGUAUACCAAAAGAAGCUCUUUCCAAUUAAGCCCCCGAUUGUCUCAGUUUUAGUCUCGCACUAUGCGAGAGAUUUUACUCGAUUUAUUUUUCGAGUUAGGCUUUUCUAUCACUGCACGAUAAUUAUCUCAAAGGAAUUUUGUCACAACGUAAGAAGGUAAGGUCUUAAUUGUUCUAGCAUUGAUCGAGGAAGAUUUUUGCAAUGCGAUAAUAAUAUCCUACAAAAUUAAUAAUCAAUAAUCUCUGCGUACGUUAUUUUAUAAAAGUAAUUCUUACGAUUCUCGAAGGGAUUCUGAAAAUUUGUAAAUAAAGCUUUGCAUUUUUUUAUUGGUUUUACAUCGCAAUUUUUCGAUUGUACAAAUUGAAUCAUGUAAAAAUUAGUGACUCAAUAUCUGUAUAUAAGCAGUGAUAAUACAUUGAUAUUAUUGUUUAAGUAUACCUUGCAUUUCGAAUCGCGGCGAUUCAGGAGUGAUUCGGCUGCUCAUUUAUUAAUUAUAAGCAAUAGAGCAGCAAUAUAACCAUGAAUGAAUGGACGAUGAUUCCAAAAUAUUCAAAAUCAAAAUUGAUACAUCAAGAGGUCUGAUAUUAUGAUGAUAAUUAUGUAACGCUAAAUGAAAAUUACUAAUAAGCUAUUUAUAUAUAUACAUAUAUAUUGUAAUAUAGUUAUAUAAAUAUGUUAUAUUUUCCCAUAAAAUA
This is a messenger RNA of Ooceraea biroi (clonal raider ant), 5244 nucleotides long. RefSeq names its product guanine nucleotide exchange factor subunit Rich (gene Rich). The record is from RefSeq and is a predicted model, not a curated record. NCBI's taxonomy places the organism in Eukaryota, Metazoa, Arthropoda, Insecta, Hymenoptera, Formicidae. Gene Ontology annotation, cellular component: cytosol; Golgi membrane; Ric1-Rgp1 guanyl-nucleotide exchange factor complex. Gene Ontology annotation, molecular function: protein binding. Gene Ontology annotation, biological process: retrograde transport, endosome to Golgi; intracellular protein transport.